This is a messenger RNA of Aspergillus luchuensis, 621 nucleotides long. Its product is annotated as cysteine hydrolase. The transcript is spliced from 2 exons. The record is from RefSeq and is a predicted model, not a curated record. Bases 1 to 621 code for a protein of 206 amino acids. NCBI's taxonomy places the organism in Eukaryota, Fungi, Ascomycota, Eurotiomycetes, Eurotiales, Aspergillaceae.
AUGGAUAGCACUGCCAACAGCUCUAUCAACUUUGGCGAAAACUAUGCCGUUCUAAACCUAGACUGGAUCACGGUGCUUAUCGACGCCGUCAAAGACACCCCUGAAGGCCACGCCUUAAUAGAAAACUUGGCCAAAUGGAACCAUGCCGUUCAUGAAAGCGCGUCUCGUCCUCUAACCGUUUUCUCUACACUCUCUUUUCAUCCCGGCCAGCCAGAAGUCCAACCCGGUACUCCUUUUGCCAACCUCAUUGCCCCCUUCGGAGAGUUCAGACACGGUUCCCCCGAAACCCAAAUUUACAAGGCAUUCAGUGUGGACAGUCAAGAUAUCGUUCUCCCAAAGACUAGGUGGUCCGCAAUGACGGGAAGUGUACUGGAGCAGAUCUUGCAGGCACAUGGAGUCAAGACGGUUAUCAUUUCUGGGUUGACUCUUUCUGGCGUGGUGAUGGCUACGAUCUAUCGGCUCUUUGAUUCGGACUACAAUGUCUAUGUUAUCAGGGAAAAUGUCUUGGAUUUACCAGUUGAGCAGCAUUCGGCAUUUGCGAAUGUUAUGCUCGAUAUGUUGCUGCCGAAGAUGGGCAUUAAAGUCAUCUCGGUGGAUGAGGCAAUUAAUGCUUUGAGCUGA